GUAGACUUUUCGGGGUGCGUUCCCAAACAAAUGUCAAAACGCAUGAAAUGUCAACGAAAGUGUCGAGUAUUUACUCGCUGCAUUGUUUGGUAGAUUUUGUUCUGGCGUAAUUUGAAGCAAAAAAAAAGUAGCAAAAUGUGGCCGAUUUUCAUGGCAGCCUUGCGUCGGAACGCACCAUUUAUCACUCUUCCAUUUGCCGCAGUUAUUGGUUUUAUUGGUUAUAAACUGGAGGGUAUACUUUCGGACAAAUAUACGCCGUACAAUGGAUCAAUUCAAGACAGUCGAUCCGAACGAUUGGCCACGGAAGAGAUAACGCAUGACCCGACCAAGGUGGAAAAACUUCGGCUCAAAGAGAAUGUGCUAGAACGUAAUUUGUCACCGUCGCUACAAAAGAAAUAACCAGUCAAACAUUGUGAUAUUUUUACACGUUGUAAACGUAUUUAUUGACUGUUAGUUGUUGUUUUAAAUGAAAAUAUAGAACAAAGUAUGACUUAAAUGCUAACAAAAAAAAAAUGGAACGUUUUUCUUAACUCAAAUUUCAAAAGUU
Messenger RNA from Sitodiplosis mosellana (orange wheat blossom midge), 547 nucleotides. Its product is annotated as small integral membrane protein 12-A. The record is from RefSeq and is a predicted model, not a curated record. NCBI's taxonomy places the organism in Eukaryota, Metazoa, Arthropoda, Insecta, Diptera, Cecidomyiidae. The transcript is spliced from 3 exons. The coding region runs from base 136 to 399 and encodes 87 amino acids.